AUGCGAGUCCUAUUCGUUUAUCCCAACCUCAACACCCAGAUGGGCUUCAAUCAUGGGUUGGCGGCCAUCUCAGCCGUGUUGAAGGAAAACGGUCAUGAGACUCGCUUGGUCAACCUGAACGAGAAUCUACCACCGGUACCUACGACCCAAGAUCUGCUAGAUCUAGUCAUGGAAUGGCAACCUGGAAUGGUGGCGUUCUCGACGAUCACCCAGCAGUACCCCAAGGCUUUGGAGCUAGCCCAAUCCCUAAGAGACUCGCAUGCUGCGGGGGAACUAGACCUCCCACCUCUGGUGGUCGGGGGCAUUCAUCCGACACUCGUGCCCGAGGAAGUGAUGGGCGACGGAGUUUGGGAUCACGUGGGCCGCGGCGAAUGUGAGAUGGCCCUGUUGGAGCUCGUGCAACGUCUGGAGGCGGGAGAGCAACCCGAUGACGUACAGAAUUUCGUGUCAUGGCUCGGGGGUCAGCGCCCAACCGGUCCCUUUGAACCCAGUCAGUGGCGCGUGAAUCCAGUGGGGGAAUUCCCGGAGCUCAAGGAUUUGCCAGAGCCGGACUACGACCUGUUCGAAACUGACCGCAUUACAGCCAGCAAAGGCGGUUGGUUCAGCUUGAUGUCGAGCCGUGGAUGUCCCUACCGCUGUAGCUAUUGUUUGAAUCACAAGAUCAUCGACCUGUACCGCGAGGAUCUUGGGCGCGGCGUGGCCAAGCUUAACGCCUUCCGCUUUCGGCCAGCGGACCUGAUGAUGAAAGAGAUUAGGACGGUGCUCAAGAAUCAUAAGGGCAUUGAGACGUUCAUCUUUGACGAUGACCUGUUCACUCAGAAUGUCGAGCACGCUCUGGAGAUGUGCAAGGCCUAUGAAGAGUCCGAAGUGAACAUUCCAUUCGUGGUGAACGCACACGUGAAGCGUCUGGAUCCACGAGUCGCCCAGGCUCUGGCCAGCGCCGGUGCCAAGAUCCUGAAGAUGGGCGUCGAGUGUGGAUCCCAACGCGUGCGUUCCAAAGUACUCAAGCGGCACAUGACGAAGUCAGACAUCAUCGAAACCGUAGAGUCCAGCGAAGAGUACGGCUUGCAUACCUCCGCGUUCGUGAUGAUCGGCUUGCCCACGGAGACCCGCGACGAACGUAUGGAAACCGUGGACAUCCUCGCGGAAUCUCGCGUCGGUCGUUUUCGCUGCUCCUACUUCUUCCCAUUCCCGGGCACCGAUUCUUGGCAGAUGUCGGUCGAUGCAGGACACGUGGACUUGGAUCAACUCGCGAAACAAACGGACUUCACCUGGGCGAGCGCGUUGGAUUUUGGGGAGGAAGAGAAUCUCUUCAUCGCCAAGCUCGGGCGCUGCUUCUCCUGGUUCGUGAACGCCCGAAUGGAUCGGUUCAGCCCGGCUCCGGCGUCUCAGCGCUACGCUCCUGUUGUGGAAGAGGUCCUCGCAAUGGAUCGCAAGGCCUGGGAAGAGUUCGAACCCACGGUCGCCGCACGUGACGCCGAGCUUUCAGCCGCCUGCAUCGAAGCGAGUGAGUUGCACUACGCGAUCAAGUACAACGACUUCAUGGGCGUACGCAGCGAUUUCUUUCUUGCCGAAGAAGAGGGCCGCGAGUGGUUCACGGCCUCCGCCCGUCCAACUCCGGGCGAGCUCGAGCGGGCGGCAGAGCGCGCCGAGGUCAGCGGGUGA
Molecule: messenger RNA, 1665 nt
Organism: Nerophis lumbriciformis (worm pipefish)
Lineage: Eukaryota; Metazoa; Chordata; Actinopteri; Syngnathiformes; Syngnathidae
Source: RefSeq, a predicted model, not a curated record